This is a messenger RNA of Botrytis byssoidea, 549 nucleotides long. RefSeq lists its product as uncharacterized. NCBI's taxonomy places the organism in Eukaryota, Fungi, Ascomycota, Leotiomycetes, Helotiales, Sclerotiniaceae. The transcript is spliced from 5 exons. Bases 1 to 549 code for a protein of 182 amino acids. The record is from RefSeq and is a predicted model, not a curated record.
AUGGUCAAACUCAAUAUGUUGCAUAGACUACCAACAUUUGGGGGCGAAGCCUCGAGGUUGGGUGAGAAUGCUGGUGAGGCUACCCACCAGCAGUUGAUCGAUCAGCUUCGCGAACUCACCUAUUCCCUCGAGUCAAAUGAUGAUACGAUACAGAGGAUAAUCUACCGUCAACUGGAAAUUGUAGUGGUUCGAGUGGGACGUUACCCUGGAGAAUGGAUGCUACAAUACAUGCAAGGCCAGAAGACGUGGUUGGAUACUUUCUUCCUAGAGAAAGAAGUGGGUGGCUGGAAGUCAACAAGUGGUAGAGGCGUGCCUCUAGUCGAUGUCGGUGGCACUGCCGAUCGUAUUUUAGAUGAAUUCAAGGCCAAGACUGCCGGCAUCGAAGGCCGAGACCAGCCACACAAUACUAAUGCAGCUACUGAGAAUCCUGAUGUUGAGACCACAGCCUAUGACAUCGAUACUCCUCAGCCCGCCAAAGAUGCCAAAUUUACUACAGCAGAAGUGUAUUCCAUGAUUUUCAAGAUGAGAAAUGCUGCCGCUCUAUUCUAA